Messenger RNA from Rana temporaria (common frog), 2734 nucleotides. It is a transcript of the gene PIP5K1B, whose product is annotated as phosphatidylinositol-4-phosphate 5-kinase type 1 beta. Bases 379 to 1995 code for a protein of 538 amino acids. NCBI's taxonomy places the organism in Eukaryota, Metazoa, Chordata, Amphibia, Anura, Ranidae. The record is from RefSeq and is a predicted model, not a curated record. Gene Ontology annotation, biological process: phosphatidylinositol metabolic process. The transcript has 15 exons. Gene Ontology annotation, molecular function: phosphatidylinositol kinase activity.
CACUGUAUUAGAAUGUGAUGAUGCUUUUCAGUAGAAGGAAGCAGUGAUCGGGCCAGGGAGGGAGCCCAGGCCUGCUUUAGUCUCUGUGCAGUGUAGAGCCUCGGCCCAUGAGACAGGCGAGGGAGGUGGCAUCAUGUCAUGGCUGUCUAUGUGUGUGUGUGCACUGUGCACUUAGCGACACGCAGCUCGUACACGGAACACACCGGGGAAGGGGGAUCUGCCGCAUUCUUAUCUCAUCUACUGUGGGAAGGAGAAGACUGAGGAUAGGGCUGAUGUGCUGACACCAUUCCAACCAGCCACAUGAAUCUUGGGACUAGCUGCAUAAAUGAACAGAGAACUCAUUGACCUCGGCUCCAGAUGACUUACAACUAAGUAAAGAUGUCUGCAGCAGCUAAUGAAAAUGGAAAUGCAACAGGUGAAAAAACGAAUGGGGAGAAAACGUACAAAAAGACAGCAUCAUCGGCAAUUAAGGACACAAUUCAGUUGGGAAUACACUACACAGUCGGUAAUCUUACAUCCAAACCUGACAGAGAUGUGCUUAUGCAAGACUUUUAUGUAGUGGAGAGCGUCUUUUUACCCAGAGAAGGAAGCAACUUAACCCCAGCUCAUCAUUAUCCUGACUUCAGAUUUAAGACAUAUGCACCAUUAGCAUUCCGGUACUUCAGAGAGCUUUUUGGUAUAAAACCUGAUGAUUACUUGUAUUCACUGUGCAGUCAGCCUUUGAUUGAGCUGUCCAACCCAGGUGCAAGUGGCUCCAUCUUUUACGUAACCAGAGAUGAUGAAUUUAUUAUCAAAACUGUACAGCACAAAGAAGCAGAGUUUCUUCAGAAAUUGCUUCCUGGCUAUUACAUGAACUUGAACCAAAACCCCCGGACCUUGCUGCCCAAAUUUUAUGGACUAUAUUGUCUUCAGUCUGGAGGCAUAAACAUUCGACUUGUUGUAAUGAACAAUGUACUGCCACGGUCCAUGAAAAUGCAUUAUAAAUAUGACCUCAAGGGUUCCACAUAUAAGCGGAGAGCAUCUCGGAAAGAACGGGAGAAAUCUACCCCCACAUACAAAGACCUGGAUUUUAUGCAAGAUAUGCCCGAAGGAAUAUAUUUUGAUCCUGAGACUUACAGUGCAUUGAUGAAAACACUACAGAGAGACUGUCGUGUACUAGAAAGUUUCAAGAUCAUGGACUACAGUCUACUACUUGGCAUUCAUGUACUUGACAAUACAUCCAAAGACAAGGAAGGAGAGACAUCUCACUAUUCUAUAGACAACAAGCGACCGUCAGUACAAAAAGUUCUGUACUCCACUGCACUGGAGUCUAUACAAGGACCAGGAAAAGCUGUUGACGCUGUUAUUAGCGAGGACACGAUGGGUGGCAUUCCUGCGAAAAACCACAGAGGUGAACGGGUACUCCUUUUCAUGGGCAUCAUUGACAUUCUGCAGUCCUAUAGGUUGAUAAAGAAGUUAGAACAUUCGUGGAAAGCGUUAGUUUAUGAUGGGGACACAGUGUCAGUCCACAGGCCAAGUUUCUAUGCAGGCAGGUUUCUGAAGUUUAUGAAUUCCAAGGUCUUCAAAAGGGUCCAAGCUUUAAAGUCUUCACCUUCCAAACGACGGUGCAAUUCAAUCCCAGCUUUGAAGUCUUCAUCACAGGAGAUACUGUCUCCCAGCAAUCAAGAAUGGUCAGAAGAGAAAAACAUAAAAUUAGCGGAGGGACAGAGCUUCAGCAGUCUGGAUGAAGAGGCAUUAAAUUCAAGGCAUCGACCUGACCUUGUGCCAAGCACCCCUUCCUUGUUUGAAGCUGCUUCCUUAGCAACAACUAUAUCCACUUCCUCGUUAUUUGCUGAUGAUCAGUAUCACCAUGAAGAUACGAUUCGCUAUUCCAGCAGAAGAGGUUUGCCAUCGAGUUCAACAUUCACACUUGAAGACAGUGCAUACCAGACAUCCGAACAGAGCACGAUAGAAAUGGACAAUGAUAAUGGCUCCAUCUUUGAUGUCUACUUAUAAAGUAUACUAAGCAGACGAAUGAACCGUAUUGCAAGGAACUCACAUUUGCCACGUGCACAAAAGAUAAUGGUGGAUUACGAAGUGUGUCCUGUUUUGACCUGAGAUGAUAAUCUAGAAAUGUAUGCCAUUUCAGACAGGACAUCUAGCUAAGUCUUCUGCAUUGACUUGACAUAUGUGACAAGGUGGUAUGGAAUAUGGACAGUUUGUUGCACUCUACUCUUGAACUGUGAAGAACUCUUACAAAAUAAUGAAGAUCGUGCUUUCAUUGCUGCAGAUCACCUUGGACUGAAGGGUGAUGCUCUUCCUAAAAAAAUCACUUUGUGUUUUCUUUGCAUGUUUUCCACUGUUACUGGCACGACGUGUGAACUUAUUGGCCUACUAAAAACAGACUCAAGAACAUUAUAAAUGCAAAGUUAAGCUGUUUUUCAUUUCUUCUGAUUCUAAAAUAAUAAUCACUAAAGUCAGUCUUGUUUGGUUAUCAAAUAACUUCAUGCACCAGUUUGCUUUUGUGUACACAUACGUUAUGGAGAAUAGCUUCCGUACAGAUAUUUUCAAUAUGUUUACUAGAGAAAUGAAGAUGUGCUAUUUAUAACUAAGCCUUAUGUUGUGUACAUACUGUCUUUGAAAUAUUGUGAUCUAGUUUAUUGCUUGUAAAUGAAAAAUUAUAUAAUUUAUUUAGAAAAAAAUAACUGUAUACUAUAGUUUUAUUGAUGAAAGAAAUAAAAUAUUUUGUUCUCAG